Molecule: messenger RNA, 1362 nt
Organism: Drosophila arizonae
Lineage: Eukaryota; Metazoa; Arthropoda; Insecta; Diptera; Drosophilidae
Source: RefSeq, a predicted model, not a curated record
AUGCCGCUCUUUGUGGCCGCUGCAAUUGUGUGGAUUGCCGUGCCGCCGACCACAGGGACAGCGUCGACGAAAGCUUCAUCAAUGCCAGCUGGAGCCCAGACAGCGCUUUACGGCAGUUAUGGCAGCACAGGCGGUGCCAGGCACUACGAUAAUCGUUGGCGGCCAGUGGGCGAGAAGGAGGCCGUGUCAUCCAUGUCGGCCAUGCUGCAGCGCUACGGCUUGCGGUACGAUGGGGCGGCGGGCGAGCGCCGCAGCUAUAGGAGCGAUUCGUCUAGUUUGGGCGGACACGGCGGGGGCGGUGGUGGCGGUGUGGGAGCUGUGCUUAAUGGGCUCACAAAUCUCUCGGGCCUGGGACACAUUAGCAACGGCUAUGCCUCAGUGGCGCCCACGCACACCGAAGCCUUGGCAGCCGCCUCGUCAAAACAAGAGAUACCAAUUUAUGAGGAGCAGCACGAGGAUGCGGCCGUUGCGGCGCUGGCGGCGUCAGCCAGCGAUUACGGCGAUGCGGAGGCGGGUCGCAGCGGCCAGCACUCGGCGAUUUACAAUUUUCCAGCUGCUGGUGCUGAGCAUGCGGCUGGCUAUCUGCCGGCCUUCAGUGGAGCCGAGCAUGGGGCGUGGACGCCGUCAUCGCCGGCGCACUACCAGCAGCAGGCGGCGCAGGAGGCGGGCGGCGGCCAUUACGCCUAUGACAAAAUGUCGGUGGGGAAUUUUCUGAAUUCUGGCUACGACGCAUUCCAGCAGCACCAUGCCGAGGAGCAGCAGCACCAGCAGCAGCAACAGCUGCACCAGCAACAGCUGUUGGAGCACGCAUCCUAUUUCACACCUCACGAGACCGAGGGCGAGCCGUCAGCCGGAUCGGACUCAGCGGGCAGCGGCCCGGCCGACUAUGAGCAGCAAUCAGAGGGCGAUGAGCACGCCGGCAAUUUCCUAGCCGACUCCAGUGCUCACGAAGACAGCCACGGCCAGCAGCACCAGCACCACCAUCACGUGGAUAUCAUCAACUAUGUGCCGGUGAAGCACGUCAAGACGCAGCAUGUGCCCGUCGAGAAGCCUGUCAAAAUUCCGAUCUCCCAUGCCGUCAUCAUACCGAUCAAGAAGCCCGUGCCCAUCCACAUACCCAUCACCAAGCAGGUGCAGGUCGCCGUCGAGAAGGAGCUGAAGGUGCCGGUGGAGCGCCUGGUGCCCGUGCCCGUCGAGAAGCACGUGCCCGUGCCCGUAGAGAAGCGUGUGCCCUACACGGUCAUCAAGUAUCUGCCCAUCAAGGUGCCCAAGCCCUUCCCGGUGAAGGUGCCCGUGUUUAAGACGGUGCUGCACAAGGUCAAGAGCUGGUGGUAAUACCCGUUUACCGUUACUCCCAUUACU